Anolis sagrei ordinatus is the source of this 3860-nucleotide messenger RNA. It is a transcript of the gene NOS2, whose product is annotated as nitric oxide synthase 2. Gene Ontology annotation, biological process: nitric oxide biosynthetic process. Gene Ontology annotation, molecular function: heme binding; calmodulin binding; flavin adenine dinucleotide binding. The record is from RefSeq and is a predicted model, not a curated record. Lineage: Eukaryota; Metazoa; Chordata; Lepidosauria; Squamata; Anolidae.
GAGGUGCCCAGAAUCCCUCUGCCUAAUAUGCAGAAAAUGAUGUGCCCUUGGCCUUUAUUCUUUAAGCCUCCGAUCUGCAAGAACAAGUUCCAAGACGAUAAGGAUAUCAACAACAAUAUGGAAAAAGCCACCCAGCAUGUCUGCAGCUUGGCCAAACAAGAUGGAACCAUACCGAGCUCCAAACCGGAUGUGAUCAUAGCCGCUGCAACAGCAAGAGAAAAAUGUCUCCCGAACAGCAACAAGCAAGCCUCCAGAUGCCUGAGGAACUUGAAAAUUAAAAACUGGGAACAUGGAAUGACACUCCAAGACACACUGCACUGCGAGGCAAAAGAGGUGCUGAGCUGCCGGUCCAGCGUGUGUCAAGGGUCUCUCAUGAACAGCCCAGCUUUGGUCAGAGGUCCCCGAGACGAACCCGUCCCUAAAGACAAAUUAUUGCACCAAGCGACUGAGUUUAUCAAUCUGUUCUACGGUUCAUCCAAAGAGCUGAAAAUAGACCACCUUGCUCGCCUGGAAGCAGUGGCUAAAGAGAUCGAGACAACCGGGACUUACCAGCUAACCGGAGACGAACUCGUCUUUGCAGCAAAGCAGGCCUGGAGAAAUGCGCCGCGAUGCAUCGGGAGAAUCCAGUGGUCCAAUUUACAGGUGUUUGACGCUCGUAACUGCGCUACUGCCAAGGAGAUGUUUGCACACCUCUGUCGUCAUUUGGCGUAUUCGACCAACGGAGGCAAGAUCAGGUCGGCCAUCACGGUUUUCCCCCAGAGGACAGACGGGAAACAUGACUUCCGAAUAUGGAACAGCCAGCUCAUCCGAUAUGCCGGAUACCAAACGCCGGAUGGUUCCAUUGUGGGCGAUCCAGCCAAUGUGGAGCUCACACAGCUAUGCAUCCAACUGGGUUGGAAGCCUAGACAUGGCCGCUUUGAUGUCCUUCCACUCAUCCUCCAGGCUGAUGGCCAAGACCCAGAGUUAUUUGAGCUGCCGCCAGAACUGGUCCUCGAAGUGCCAAUGGAGCAUCCCACAUAUGAAUGGUUUAAAGACCUGGGCUUGAAGUGGUAUGCUAUUCCCGCCGUCUCGAACAUGCUACUCGAGGUUGGAGGGCUGGAGUUUACAGCUUGCCCUUUCAACGGCUGGUACAUGGGGACCGAGAUCGGGGUGCGAGACUUCUGCGAUGUGCAGCGCUACAAUAUACUCCAGGACGUGGGGAAAAGAAUGGGCAUGGAAACAAAUAAGCUCUCUUCCCUGUGGAAAGACAAAGCUGUGAUUGAAGUGAAUGUUGCCGUGCUACAUAGUUUUCAGAAAGAAAAUGUCACCAUCAUGGACCACCAUUCUGCCACUAACUCCUUCAUGAAGUACAUGCAGAACGAGUACCGGAUCCGGGGAGGAUGUCCGGCUGACUGGGUUUGGCUUGUGCCUCCCAUCUCAGGGAGCAUCACAACUGUUUUCCACCAGGAGAUGUUGAAUUAUAUCCUCUCCCCUUUCUAUUAUUACCAGGUUGAUGCGUGGAAAACCCAUGUUUGGAAAGAUGAGAGGCACACGCCCAGGAAACGGGAGAUCAAGUUUCGCAUCUGGGCCAAGGCUGUGCUGUUUGCAUCUGUGCUGAUGCGCAAAGCCGUGGCACUCAGGAUCCAAGCAACCAUCCUCUAUGCCACCGAAACAGGAAAGUCAGAAACACUGGCCCAUAACCUUGGAGACCUAUUCAACUGUGCUUUCAAUGCCAAGGUCAUUUGUAUGGACGAUUACAACCUGAUAGACCUUGAGAAGGAACAUCUCCUCCUGGUGGUCACUAGUACUUUUGGAAAUGGAGAUUCUCCAAGCAACGGAAAAAUAUUUCAGAAUGCCCUAUUGUCGACAAAACAACUAAGCAACAAAUUCAGAUAUGGAGUCUUUGGCUUGGGUUCAAGCAUGUAUCCCGAGUUCUGCGCCUUCGCCUGGGCCAUCUACCAGAAACUCAUUCAGCUGGGGGCAUCUCCAAUCACCCCGAUGGGUGAAGGGGAUGAACUCAAUGGGCAAGAGGAAGCUUUCCGAGCCUGGGCGGUGGAUGCAUUCAAGACGUCCUGUGAAAUUUUUGAUAUCCACUGCAAGCACAGGAUCCUAUUACCCAAAGCGUUUACAAGUAAUGAAACCUGGAACCCCAAGGAUUUUAGGAUUGCAUAUGACACUCAACCCCUAGAUUUGUCCAAAGCACUGGGGGACAUCCAUGGGAAAAGUGUUGUCCUGAUGGAGCUCACAUCUCGGAAGAAUCUGCAAACGCCAAAGUCUAGCCGCGUCACCCUCCUCAUUAAGCUUUCUUGCGAGGCCAACCAGGGAGUUAAGUAUCUGCCUGGGGACCAUAUGGGCAUCUUCCCUUCCAACCCCAAAGCCCUCAUCGAUGGCAUCAUUUCCCAUAUUACAGAUGCUCCUCCGACCAACAAGAUAAUUCGUUUGGAAACGCGGAGUGACCGUGGAUACUGGACCGGAGACAAGAAGCUCCCCGCUUGUACCUUUGCUCAGGCGCUGAUGCAUUUCCUGGACGUCACCAGCCCUCCUUCCCAGCGGUUUCUCCGAACGCUGUCCCAGUGGGCCAAGGAUGACUGGGAGAAGGAGCGGCUCAACCACUUGUGCCAUAGCUUGGAGGAGUAUAACAAGUGGAAGUUCUACCGGAGCCCCACCAUCCUGGAGGUCUUGGAGGAAUUCCCCUCCGUUGAGGUCUCAGCCGCUUUUCUGUUGUCCCAGCUGCCUUUGCUGAAGCCCAGGUAUUAUUCCAUCAGUUCAUCACAGGAUUGGGACCCCAAAGAGAUUCAUCUGACCGUUGCCUUGGUCGCCUACAAGACCCAAGAUGGCAACGGUCCAGUGCAUCAUGGGAUAUGCAGUACUUGGCUAAACACUAUCAACUUGAAAGAGAGCAUCCCAUGCUUUGUUUGCAGCGCUGAUGGAUUUCGACUUCCCAAAGAUCCCCAAAAACCAUGCAUUUUGAUUGGCCCAGGGACAGGGAUCGCGCCGUUUAGAAGCUUCUGGCAACAACGUCUCUAUGACCUGGAAAUGAAAGGCACCCAGGGAAGAGGGAUGAUACUCCUGUUCGGCUGCCGGCACGCCAACCUGGACCACCUCUACAAAGACGACAUGGAGGAAAUGCUCUGGAAAGGCAUCUUCCAAGGAAUCUACACUGCAUACUCCAGAGAGCCGGGCCGUCCCAAAGUUUAUGUCCAAGAUCUUCUUCAGAAGGCUCUGGCAUCCAAAGUGUGCCAACUCCUACAUGAGGAGGAAGGUCACCUGUAUGUCUGUGGGGAUGUCCGCAUGGCCAGAGCCGUGGCCAAAACCAUGAAGGAGAUGUUUGCUAAGCAGCUGGGCUUAACGGAAGAGCAAGCGGAGGACUACUGCUUCCAGCUGAAGAGACAAAAGCGAUACCAUGAAGACAUAUUUGGAGCGGUGUUUGCACACGAGACCCAAAGAGACACGAGACUCAGACCCAGCUUCGAAUCUCCAAAUCCACUAACAUUUUAGCUGUAUUUUUGCACAUAUGCUCCUUUUCCUAUGUUAUGGGGAGCCAAAUUGGGCUUUCUCUCCAAAAUUUUGGAGGUGAAUCAGUACAAUUUGGCUCCCAAAACCCAGCCCCUGUUUUUUGGAGACAAGACACCUUUUAUUUAAUGCUAUUUAUUCUAUCAGAUCCUUCGUUGUUUGUGUAUAUUGUAUGGGAAGAGGUCAGUUGUAUGUAUUUUUAAAGAAUCUAUUGCUGGACAAAUGCUCAUAAAUUUGGGAGUUGAUGACUGAGUUUGAACUCUUGGUUUCCCAGAAUUCUAGGCCUUGUCUACACUUACCAGAUAAAUUGGGGUUAAAGUGCCCUGGAGAGUUAACCUAGAUUAAUUUCUCCCAUUUCUAAAAACGUU